UUGCAAAAACACAAACGAGUGCUUUCAUUAUGCCCUACCAAUAACUCCAUAUUUGAUCGGUGCCCUAACUGCAAGUACACACGCACCCACUCUCACACACUGUUCGUUUUCUCCAUCAGGCUUGUUGAAAUUCACCUCACUGGGCAUGCGCCAACAUCUGGUAUCAGAGCUUAGCUUACCCGGGAAGGAAGGCUAGAGAUCUAGACUUGUGAGUGGUCAAGGUCAAGAACCCGAGAGGGGUGACCGGAGGACCUGUGAAAGAAGAAAGUUCGCGAAGAAGACAAAAACCGAACCGAUUGUCAUCAUCAUGAUGGUGUGAUUGGAUAAUCUGAGCUUAUUGUACGGAAAGUGUCGAAAAACUGCAAAUUCGGUAAUGGCUCCUAAUCCAAGAGUCGCAAAGGCUUUUCGUGCUAUGCGAGAUAUCGGCAUCCCUGAAGAGAAAACAAAACCAGUGUUAAAGAAUCUUUUAAAACUCUAUGAAAAAAACUGGGAACUUAUUGAAGAAGAAAAUUAUCGAGCACUUGCAGACGCUAUUUUCGACAGCGAGGAGGCGGAGAUAGCAGAACCGAAGAAAAAUCAUGAUAAUGAUAACGCUGAAGCUGAAGCAGAAGAACAGAAAAAGAAACUUGAGCAAGCUGAAAGAUUGAAGGCUAUUGAAGAAGAAACACAAAUUCCCGAAGAACCAGAACGUCCGUUAAAGCGGCUACGGUUAAGGCAUCAAGAUGGAUCAUCUUCCUCCGCCAAUGCAAAUGGAACACCACUGAAAAAGCCGAAACUAGAAAUCGACGAUCUACCUUUCGCUAUACCCCGGUCUCAAUCACGCGCUAAAAAUGCAACAGCGGAAACUGUUUCAGUUUCACCUGAACCUCAAGCUAGAAACAAGGGGAAACAACCUGUUAUAACCGACACUGAACCGGAUGAGACGAAUGUAUCCGGGUCUGAUUCGGGUUUACGUUUAAGGCGUCUGAGAGACAAAGGGAAAGAACCAGUAUCAUCUCAAACAAGUUCUCGAGAGUUGAGAUCGCAUUCCGGUAGGCCAUCCGUUGGAGCGUCGUAUAAAGGCCCAAAGCCCAAACAAACCGGUGGUCCGUUAAUAAAGCCCAAAGACGAGCCCAUUGCAGAUGAUGCGUCACCUCUUCCGGCACCUCUUUCAGUGAUUAGGCCAGCAGAAUCAGUGACAAAUGGAGAUUCUUCAACCGAAAACCUGUCCACAGAAGCUAACAACUCAAUCAGCAAUGUUCUAGCUUCAUUAAAUGAAACCGCUGCGCAUGAACUUGCAGCGGUUCCAGAUGAACCAACAACAAAACUAGAUAUCGCAUCCUCAUCCGAUGGGGAAAUCAAGAUUUCGUUAACCUGCAACUCUACCCAAAACCCUAACGUAUCCGUCACAAACGUGGAUAUGUUACUAAAACGAAUGGAAGAUCGGUGUCUUAAAUCAUACAAGACCCUUGACCCGAACUUUUCCGUGAAGAAACUUAUGACAUGUAUGUGUGAUUCCCUUUUGGAUACCGAUCCUGAACCUGAUUCCACACCACCCAUCGUUAAUGGCUCAGUCGGUAAUGAAGUUGAGGGUGCCUGUGAAAAUGGGGUUCAUGAUACCGAGCCACCACUCACUGUCAAUGGCUCGGUCGGUAACGAAGUAAACGAUGCUAGUGAAAAUGGGUUUCAGGAUAUCGAGCCACAAAGUCAGUUAACCGCCGAUGGCACAAGGUCUCUUCAUGAUAUUAACGAUAUAGCUAAAGGUCAAGAAUCUGUGAUUAUAUCGUUGGUGAAUACAGUCAACACAGAGUGUCCUCCAGCAUUCCAUUACAUUUCCGGAAACGCGGUCUUCCAAAACGCUUACGUUAACUUUUCACUUGCUCGAAUCGGGGAUGACAAUUGUUGUUCCGCUUGUUUUGGUGAUUGUCUGACAUCAGCAACUGGUUGUGCUUGUGCGUUGCAAUCUGGUGGCGAAUAUGCAUACACGAAAGAGGGUCUUGCUAAAGCGGAGCUUAUAGAUGAGUGUAUAAAAAUGAAUCGGGACCCACAAAAACAUUGUUUGUUUUACUGCAAGGAAUGUCCUCUAGAACGAUCUAAAAAUGAGGAAAUUGUUGAGCCGUGUAAAGGUCAUUCGGUUAGGAGUUUUAUUAAGGAAUGUUGGUUGAAGUGUGGCUGUAAUAAACAGUGUGGCAAUCGAGUAGUACAACGUGGUAUUCAGCGUAAAUUGCAGGUGUUUAUGACCCCUGGAGGAAAAGGGUGGGGCUUGCGUACCCUUGAGGACUUGCCGAAAGGUGCAUUUGUUUGUGAAUAUGUGGGAGAAGUGUUAACAAACGCGGAAUUAUAUGAACGAGUUUCGAAAAGUUCAAACAAAGAUGAGCAUGCGUAUCCAGUACUGCUUGAUGCGGAUUGGGGUGCAGAGAGUGAAUUAAAAGAUGAAGAAGCCCUUUGUUUGGAUGCCACUUAUUAUGGAAAUGUCGCUAGAUUUAUUAAUCAUAGGUGUUUUGACUCGACUUUGGUGGAGAUUCCGGUGGAAAUAGAGAAUCCGGAUCAUCACUACUAUCAUCUUGCCUUCUUUACUACAAGAAAGGUGAAAGCCUUCGAAGAGUUAACAUGGGAUUAUGGUAUUGAUUUUGAUGACGAAGAACACCCUGUGAAGGCAUUUAAGUGUCGAUGUGGUAGCAGGUUCUGCCGAAACAUGAAACGCCCAUACAGAGCUAGAAAAAGAAGAUACAACUGAAACCAAGAUGUGUUUUAAACGUUAUAAGUUAACCGGUAUGUGACGAUUCUGGUUACGGGACUGUCUAAACCCGUGUCUGUGUUUUGUAUCUAUCUUAGGUUUGUAGCGUGGUGACAAGUUAUAAAGAUGGGUCGUUGAAGUUAUGUUUGUAUGCCCGUCGUGUUUUCUGUACCAAAAAGAUCGAUAAACGACUUGUGUAGUUUUAGCAGCAUUACUGCUUUUUCUUUUAGAAAUUUGGACUUCAUCUUCUAUGUGAAAA
This is a messenger RNA of Helianthus annuus (common sunflower), 2975 nucleotides long. Its product is annotated as histone-lysine N-methyltransferase SUVR4. The record is from RefSeq and is a predicted model, not a curated record. Lineage: Eukaryota; Viridiplantae; Streptophyta; Magnoliopsida; Asterales; Asteraceae. Gene Ontology annotation, molecular function: protein binding; zinc ion binding; histone methyltransferase activity. The transcript has 9 exons. The coding region runs from base 374 to 2716 and encodes 780 amino acids. Gene Ontology annotation, cellular component: nucleus.